Molecule: messenger RNA, 600 nt
Organism: Trichomonas vaginalis G3
Lineage: Eukaryota; Parabasalia; Trichomonadida; Trichomonadidae
Exons: 1
Coding region: 1-600 (199 amino acids)
Source: RefSeq, a predicted model, not a curated record
AUGUCAGUUGAUUUCGAAGGAUAUGCACUAGAAGAUUCAGAAAAGCAUUCGUUUAGUGAAUAUCCAACUGUUGAUGAGUACAUGGAUAAGAAUAUGGCAUUUAAAGAAGGUACUUUUAACAAUUAUGAUCAAAUUCAAAAAGGCUGGAUAGCAGAUUACUAUAAUUAUAUGGUUGAAGAGGAGAAAAGUGGCAUAAAUAUUGAUGAGAGCUGUCGAAAAUACUAUAGAACAAAAUAUCAUACUCCCAUUUAUGAUGAAGACAAGCUUAAAAGGCCAGAAUGGAAAAGUAAUAGUUCUUAUAAGAUCCAGAGAAUUGAAAUGAAAUGGAAUUUUCACGGUACAUCAGCAUUAUUUAAAAAAUCUUUAAUAAUCCACUUAUUAAUGAACCUAAAUCCUGAUGAUGAAGUAGUUUAUUCAUAUACUUUUAAAAGUUCUGAUAAUGAACUAUUUAGAUCAGAUGUUUUAAGAAUUGUUUCAGAAACAAUGACUCAGCUUGGGCUUGGAGAAUGUUUUCGCGAAAUGCUUGAUAGCCAAGGCAAAAAAAUCGGUUUUUUUAUAUGUAUAAAUAUAAAUCCCGACAAAAUUACCAAAAAGAACUAA